Messenger RNA from Cokeromyces recurvatus, 558 nucleotides. RefSeq lists its product as uncharacterized. NCBI's taxonomy places the organism in Eukaryota, Fungi, Mucoromycota, Mucoromycetes, Mucorales, Mucoraceae. The record is from RefSeq and is a predicted model, not a curated record. Bases 35 to 295 code for a protein of 86 amino acids. The transcript has 4 exons. Gene Ontology annotation, cellular component: mitochondrion; mitochondrial inner membrane; MICOS complex.
UUUUUUUUUUAGUUUCUGUAAAACUUUCAAUAAUAUGUCAACUGAAAAUAAGAUUCCCAGUGAAGACAUCUUGGCACAGAAGUGGGAUCGCACCAUUUCAAAUUUCAUUGUUAAAACAGGACUUGGUUUAAGUGUCGGCAUUGUUGCCUCUGCUUUAUUAUUUAAAAAACGUACAUGGCCCAUUGCUAUUGCUACUGGUUAUGGUUUUGGUAAUGCUUAUGCCGAUGCACAGCGUACAUUUCAUCCUGCUAACGUUCCAGGUGCUAAAAUUGUAAAGGAAAAACCUUCUGUUUAAAUAUAUCCACCAAGCACAAAAAAAAAAUAAUAAAAUAAAUAAAAAAAUAAAAAUAAAUGCAUGUAUAAUGUAAGCAUAAACAUAUCAUAUGAAACUAUCGAUAUGAUCUCACGUUGUAAACAAGAGCUAAGGGCAUAUUCCAAAGAAUAAAAUCUAUUUAAUUUAGUAGAUAUAACUUAUUCUAAUUACACCGCAAGUAUAUCGCUUUGAUUUUAUUCUUAUGACAAUCAUUAUCAUUGAAACAAAUUAAAGUUACUUAACGC